CUUGUGCAGAGCAGCCAGGGGUGCCCAGGGCUGUCCUGCAGAGCAGGGUCCUGCAGCCCAGGGCGCUGUGCUGGGCCAGGGACUCUGCUGCCUGCCAGGGACAGCUCUCAGCCGGCCCGGGGAGCUGCUGCCAGCGCUGGCCAGAAGCUGUGGGGGGAAGGAGCCACCCUGAGCAGGGCAGGUGCUGCUGCUGAGAGCUGCUGGCUGGGGCAGGGCUGCUCCCAGCUCCAGACCAGCCUGGGCACAGCUCCGGAGGACACUUCCCAAAGAAGAUUUCAGAACAAUAAUCAGACUGUCUAAAUACAUUCCUGAAAUACUGUAUCGUCUUAUUACCAGGAAGAGGACCUACAAGAAGAACAUUUUGGUUUUUGACCAGAAUAUGAGCAGUCAUAACAAAAAGUGUGGCAAAGUAGCCCUUGGACCUACUCCAAUGGGUUGAGCCAGGAGUGUGUAACUGGGACAACUGAAUCUCCUAUUGGAUGUUCCUGUUAAAUAUCCCAAUUAAUCAACCUUUAGAAAUUGUUGAAAUCAGGAGCCGAUUGAGCCUCAUCCCCACUGGGACACCUGGAAGCUUCCAAUAAAGGUCUGGUUUUUACUUUACUGUUCUAACUCUGUUGCAAGGGUUGGUUGUUUUGUUUUGUUUUUUUUUUUUUCUUUUGAUCAUAGACAACAGGGGCAUAAGAGAAGCAGAACAGGAAUUGUAAUCCCAGAAUGACAGAACUUUCUGAGUUGAAAGGGACACACAAGAUCAUCAAAGGAAUGUUUGAACAUUUACAGAGACUCCAGAACUGUGACUUUGGGUGGUCAGUCUCUCUGCUGGCAGCCUCCCAAAGGGCCUUCAGCCACUGCUCAGCCCUGGACAGCAGCAGCAUCACCUUGGCAGGGCCCAGCAGGGCUCUCCUGAGCUGCCCUUGUCCAGCUGCACACAGACCCUGCCCCAGCCAGGGCCCUGCACACAGGCAGGUUUCUGUAGGGCCGGGCCGAGGGCACACGGGCUGGGAUGGGCUCUGUGAGCGCUGGCAGGGACAAGGCACCUCUCAGGAGGGAAUGUCCAGGCCCAGGGAGAUGCUCAGGGAAGGAGAGGGGGCUGAACAGAGCAGUGCUGGGGGAACAAGCCCAUCCAGCCCCUCACCUUCCCUCAGCCACAGGGACUCCUUUGCCUCUCCAAUCUCUCAGUGCCAAACUCUGAGUGCAGCAGGAAUGCUGGGGAUUUCUGACCUCACAGAGGCAGCAAUAAUGUGUGGGUAGGAAAACAAUUCCUAAAACCAUCUCCUGCCAUCUAUUUCCCUUAGAAGAGUGACUCCAGGUGGUACCGAGCCUUUCUGCUGUAGGAGUGAUUCCCCUGACAAAUGCUGAAUAUCCAGCCUUGUCCCUCUGCCCCAUGGCCACAAACCCAGGGCAGCAGGGCAGGGAUGGCUCCGUGAGAGCCCCCACACACAGCCCUGGCUGCUCCUGGCACACUCAGCCAGCACAGCUGGAGCUCAGGCAGGGACCUGGGUGAAGGUUUGCCCAGAGCAGGAACAAGGGUGGGUGAGUCCCAGCGGGACAGGCUACAGGGAAUGGCCCAGGUUUGGCUCCAAGCAGCCUCUCCUGACUUGUCACUGUCCUUUCUCCAUGAACAGGUGCCCAUGUGCAGCCACAGCCAAUGUCCAACAGCAGCUCCAUCAGCCACUUCCUCCUGCUGGCACUGGCAGAGAGGCGGCAGCUGCAGCUCCUGCACUUCUGCCUCUUGCUGGGCAUCUCCCUGGCUGCCCUCCUGGGCAACGGCCUUAUCAUCAGCGCCGUAGCCUGCGGCCACCACCUGCACACGCCCAUGUUCUUCUUCCUGCUCAACCUGGCCCUCAGCGACCUGGGCUCCAUCUGCACCACUGUCCCCAAAGCCAUGCACAAUUCCCUCUGGGACACCAGCACCAUCUCCUACACAGCAUGUGCUGCUCAGGUCUUUUUUUUUGGUUUCUGUGCAGAAACAGAGUAUUUCCUGCUGACCAUCAUGUGCUAUGACCGCUACGUGUCCAUCUGCAAACCCCUGCACUACGGGACCCUCCUGGGCAGCAGAGCUUGUGCCCACAUGGCAGCAGCUGCCUGGGCCAGUGCCUUUCUCAAUGCUCUCAUGCAAACAGCCAAUACAUUUUCCCUGCCCCUGUGCCAUGGCAAUGCCCUGGGCCAGUUCUUCUGUGAAAUCCCCCAGAUCCUCAAGCUCUCCUGCUCCAAAUCCUACCUCAGGGAAUUUGGGCUUCUUGCUGUUAGUGCCUGUUUGUUAUUUGGUUGUUUUGUGUUCAUUGUUUUCUCCUAUGUGCAGAUCUUCAGGGCUGUGCUGAGGAUCCCCUCUGAGCAGGGACGGCACAAAGCCUUUUCCACCUGCCUCCCUCACCUGGCCGUGGUCUCCCUGUUUGUCAGCACUGCAGUGUUUGCCUACCUGAAGCCCCGCUCCAUCUCCUCCCCAUGCCUGGAUCUGGCCCUGUCAGUUCUGUACUCGGUGGUGCCUCCAGCCCUGAACCCCCUCAUCUACAGCCUGAGGAACCAGGAGCUCAAGGCUGCAGUGUGGAUACUGAUGACUGGAUGGUUUCAGAAACAUUAAAAUAUUGGCCAUUUUCUGCCAAUCACUUGUAAUAAAAGUCAUUUUUGAUACUUAUUGCUUGGGUUGUGGGCAUUUUUUCCUUUGUUUUACUUUUUUCAUCUUCACCCCAAGGAAAUGUCAUUGUUUGUGCCAUUUCUCAUUUUGUUUCUCUCCACCUUCCCUGUGGCCACAGACAGUGUCAAUGAGGGGCUGCGCUCUCGAUGGCUUUAAAGGAACUGAAGGAUCUCCCAGCAGAGUUUUCUGAAGUGAUGCCCUUUUGUUGCCUUCUCUGGAGCUGCAGCAGCAAUGUCUGUGUGCAGAGCUGGGGGCAGAUCAGUGCUGGCACAGCAGCUGUGCCCAGCAGCAGCAGCAGCACUUGGUGUUGCCAGUGCUGCUCCCGUGGCCCUGCCCCGCUGCCCUGGUGGCCCUGGUGUUGCUGCAGGGCCUGAGUGCUCUCGGGGCCGGGCACAGUCCUGGGGGUGGCAGUGCCAGGGCUGCAGCAGGGACA
Molecule: messenger RNA, 3065 nt
Organism: Vidua chalybeata
Lineage: Eukaryota; Metazoa; Chordata; Aves; Passeriformes; Viduidae
Product: olfactory receptor 14A16-like
Exons: 2
Coding region: 1646-2578 (310 amino acids)
Biological process (GO): G protein-coupled receptor signaling pathway
Cellular component (GO): membrane
Molecular function (GO): olfactory receptor activity; G protein-coupled receptor activity
Source: RefSeq, a predicted model, not a curated record